Molecule: messenger RNA, 4486 nt
Organism: Culex quinquefasciatus (southern house mosquito)
Lineage: Eukaryota; Metazoa; Arthropoda; Insecta; Diptera; Culicidae
Exons: 14
Coding region: 163-4449 (1428 amino acids)
Source: RefSeq, a predicted model, not a curated record
AGUGCCUCUCAUCGGGCAUGUGAGUGUCGCCAGCCCAGGCCGCGGCACUCAAGAUUGAAAUAUCGCGAUGAGCGAGUUCGGCGGCUAUCAACUUUCGCUUCAGUUCUGAGCUGUCACUUGUGGUGAAAAAAAGGCGAAGAGAUUUUGCUCCCGUGAAAAAAAAUGGCCAACAAUUCCGGCGGAAAGCGACCCAAAAUCACCCAACUGAUCGCAAAGGUCGUCAGCCUCGAUGGGUUCGGCGGGGCGCGAUGUCCCUGGUGCCCGUACCAUCAGGAGUUGUUCCUGAUGUACAACUUCCACCGGCACAUAAUGGCCAAACAUCCGGCCGAAGCGGCGGCGGCGGGCUUUGCGGACUGCAGGCGGUAUCGGAAAAAUGCCCAACAAAUUCCAGAGUCUCUCGCCAAAUUCGUCACAUCCAACGACAAGGGAGCGCUCUGUAGAAUCACCAACGGUCAAUGUCGAUACUCGCAGCCUGUUUUCAACUUGAAACGGUUCCAAAGACACAUGUGCCUCAUACACCCGUGGGAAGCAUUGCAGCAGAACUUGUCCAUCGAGCAAAGUGGCGGCAGCUAUCCCAAAAAUUACCAACUGGUUCUGCAAUUCCUUACGUACGACGCGAACGGCAUCUACUGCCGCAUGGAUCCGGACUCGAAGUGUUCCUACCGGUUGCCGACCUUGAACCCAUACUUUUUCAAGCGGCAUUUUUUGGACCAUCAUCCCGAGCAUGCAGCCCGAUACGGUAUCACCGGGGACGCGGACGAUCUGCCCAAAGCUGGCAGUGCCGUUCGCACGAAAACCUUAUCCACGCUGGUGGAAGAGAAUGUUUACAUGGACGAGAGGGGGAGCCACUGCCUGCUGGAUCCCAGCUGUGACUUUACGGUUCAUGGUUUUGACGGCCUCAGACUGCUGAACCAUUUUCGCCGCAAGCAUCCGGCACUGGCGAAGGCGAAGGGGUUUUUCGAGAAAAAGAAAUCAUCGCAACAGGCAGCGGAUGUCAACGGUAGAAUCUGGCAAUGCACCCAGAAGGACGAUGAUGGAAACUUUCACUGCCGGAUUGAUGGCGAUUGUUCGUUUAUGCAGCGAAAGUUCUCCAGCAUAAUUUUUUUGCACCAUUUUCGCUAUCAACAUCGAAGUGCGGCUAAAAAGAUGAGUUUUUGCGAAAAAAAUCGAAUGCUGCCCAAAAGAAAUCGCUGGAUGAAAAAGAAUUGCCGAGCCCCGCAGUACAUACAAAAGGUGAGACAACAUACCGAGACUGACGAGAGUGGGACGCGCUGUCGAAUCGCUGGGCUGGAUUGUGAGUACGUACAAAGUACGUUCAGGCCGGGCAACUUCCAGCGACACUUCCGGAACGUUCACCCCAAAGAGGCGAAACAGCACGGGUACUUUGACGAUACCAGCAUUACCAUUGUGAAAAGUGAAUUUGGGAAGCCAGAUGCGGGAAAUCAACCAAAGAGGCCCGACUACGGUGAAAUGAUCGAAAAGCACAUCAUGAGAGACAAUCUCGCCAUUUAUUGCAGAAUCAGUGCCGAUUACUGCAGGUUUCGGCAGUUUAAGUUCGACUUGGCAAGUUUCGUGCGGCACUUCCGCAAAGAUCAUCCGAAGGAAGCGAGGGCGAAGGGAUUUGCCAAGGUGGGUCAAACGGCGAGGAAAAAGAUCAAGAAGGAAGCACCGGACGAUCCUUUGGCCAUCAAGGAGGAAGUAGAAGAUGACGAGGAGGAGCAAUCGGAUAGCGCGGAUUGGGGAUUGCUAACUCCGGACGAGGCGACCCCUUCGAUGAGGCCGCUCACGUCAAUUCACGAACUGGUCGAGAAAAAUACGCUGCGAGUCAAGACCGACGUGUUCUGUAAGAUCUCCGCUGAGCACUGUGACUACAGUCGAAGUGAGGGUUUUGACUCGAAGGAUUUCGUUCGUCACUUCCGUUUCAAGCAUCCCGACGAAGCGAGAGAGAAAGGAUUCUUUGGGGAAGAGAACGAGGAGCAACUUCCACUGGAACGGAAAUCGUUCCGGUGUUUGGUCAUGGAAAACGUGCUCGUGGACGAGAAAGGGAUCCACUGUAUGAUCAGCGAAACGGCCUGUCCGCUGUUCCAGAUCGCGUUCAACGUUGGUAAUUUUGUGCGACACUUUCGCAACGAGCACGCGCAGCUAGCGGAGGAAAAGGGCUUCGUACGGCGAAAAUUCCUCAAGAAAUAUAGGAAGCAGAAACGAACUGCAGCCGAGGAAACAUCCGAGCGGGUACCGUACGUCGCGCCCAUCUCCCGAAGGGAGCUUGUAGAAAAGUACGUCGAGAAAACGGAAACCGGCAUCCAGUGCAAGCUCACCGAUUACUGCAAGCACGUCCAGGUUAAAGAGUUCCGUUACAACAACUUUUACCGACACUUUAUUUCCACCCAUCCGGUGGAGGCGAAAGCCGCGGGAUUCUUCGAUGACGGGAGAUACCUCAAUUAUGUCGCUACCGCGAAACCCGGCAAGCUGUUGUACACUCAACUCGUCAAAAAGUGGACCGAGCGUGAUGACAUUGGAACACAUUGCCGCAUAGCUUCGAGCAAGUGUCGAUACGUUCAGCGAUACAACUACUGUUCGGGCAACUUUGUGCGCCACUUCCGGAUUGAACAUCCGAAGGAAGCGCGCAAGUAUGGAUUCUUUAGAGACCAAAACUCCGACAAUGAAGCACCUGAAACGGAGUCGGAAGCCGAAUCAGUCGCAAAUGAGGUGAAAAUGGAAUCGUUCAGUCUUGAGGGAAAUGAACCGGAGAGUAUUUGUCCUGAUGCACCCCCAGAACACCCGCUGCAAAGAAAGAACAUAACCUUUAAAGAGCUCGUCAUGGACUACAUAUCCAGCGAGGGAGACGGAGUGCACUGCCGGAUAGCGCAGAGGCCGUGCCGAUACGUACAAAAAGGGACCUUCAGUUACCACAAUGUGGUCAGCCAUUUCCGAACGGCGCACCCGACGGAAGCGAGAGCGGCGGGAUUCUUCCGAAAUCUCGCUGCUGCUUCCGAACCGGAACUCGAAUCUGUUGAACGCAUAAUUCCGGAUGAACCGGACGCACGAGACGAAACGAUGGAAUCGUUUACUCGGGAGGAAAGUCAACUGGAGAUUCGAUGUCCCGAUACAAUCCGCGACAAACCGCCAGAGGAAUCGCAUUCUGAGGAUCAAAGUGUAAGCCAGAGCCAGCUCACCGAAAAGUACAUCUUGCGAGAUGAAGUGGGAGUCCACUGUCGAAUAUCUCAAUGGCCGUGCAAAUAUGUCCAGACAGGCAUUUACGCGUACCGGAACUUCGUUCGCCAUUUCCGCUCCAUACAUCCCAAGGAAGCUAGAAAGAUUGGCUUUUUCGCGGGCGUCAACGAAACAUCGGAACCGGAAACGGAGCACGAAUCUGUCGAGCUUGGGGAGGGUCAGUCAAUGGAUCCCGAUACAUCUGAUGACGAGCGUUGGAAGUUGAAAAACGGGCUGCCAAGCUUGAAACGGCUUACCAAAAAGUUUAUUUACCAAGAUGCCCAAGGAGUUUACUGUCGAAUAUCCGCCCAGCCGUGCAGAUACAUCCAGAGGGGGGAGUACAAGUACACAAAUUUUGUACGCCAUUUUCGCACGGAACAUACGGCGGAAGCAACGGAGGCUGGAUUUUUCAGAGAUUACAGUGAAGCUACGGAACAGGAAUCAGUCAACGGUACAGUUGAGCAGGAGGAUUCUGAUACUGACAUACCCCUUGAACUCGACCUCGGCGGUAAAACAGGCCUGAUUGAGAUCGUUGCAAAAUGUGUCUAUCGCAACCAAAAAGGGAUUCACUGUCGGAUUUCCUCAUCGCCGUGCUCGUAUGUUCAAACUUCCGGUUUCAAGUACCGAAAUUUCAUCAGUCACUUUGCCAUCCAACAUACGGAGGAAGCUAGUAAGGCCGGAUUCUUCAGAAAUGACAACGACUCUUCGGAACCGGAACUGGAACCAGUUGGAGGCAUUGCCUACGAUUCAAUCACGCAAGACGAAACCAUGGAAUCGUUCACUACCGAACAAAGCCAACCAGAAAAUGCUGAAGCAUCCCAAGCUCGAGCAUUACUCUGGAAGAAACCAAGCCUGAAGGAACUUGCCGAAAAGUGUAUCUUCCGAGACGAAAACGGUGCUCACUGCCGGAUAGCUUCGUGGCCGUGCAAGUACGUGCAAAGCUCCACCUUCGUCGUGGGAAAUUUUGUGCGCCAUUUUCGUACCGAGCAUCCGAAAGAGGCUAGAAACAUCGGGUUUUUCCGAGAAAAAUCGAAACCGGUUCCCGUACCCGCGCAAAAUUCACGUAUCGAAGACGUAACGUUGGAACCGAUGGUUGUUGAGCAAAGCCGACCGGUGGAGGUUCUACGUCCGGUUGUGUCCCAAGACAAGUCAAAAAGACGAAAAACGCGCUUACCUUUACCGAGCUCGCCGAGAAGUGUAUCGUCCGGGACGAGGAAGGAGUUCAUUGUCGUAUAACUCCAUGGCCGCCGUGCAAGUACGUUCAAAAGUCCAC